AACUCCGCGUCGAUUUUCGGAUUUGCUGCUGGCUGAGGCUUGAUAGGUGCAGCCGCCCGUGCGCUUGCACUCUCUUCGUGAGCAGAUGAUCUCGCUUCGUCGGCGUGACAAAUGGGCUAUUCUUUUGGCACUGCUAUAUGUUUAGCGCUCGUUCGCAGCACGAUCGACGACGGCGCCUGGUUUGCUAGUGUCUUACAGGCCGCUAGCUCGGUUCCCUACCACCAAGCCAUCAAAGCGCUCGUGUUUGGGGCGUUUGAAGUAGCAUUCCUCUUCGUUUGGCGCCUCGUGUCCGCUGAGCUUCGCGAAUUGGACGCGGCCCUCAGACCACACUUAGCAGAUUAUUUUCCUCCUGGCCAGCCAUCUAAAACUGGUCUUGUUUUGAGCGCCGCUCCGCGUACUGCAUACGACAAGACCGCAGACUACAAGACCAUGGCCACGCGACGCCUUCUCCAGGCCGCGAGCCGCCGCCUCAGGCUGCGCGGCGCGCGCUAAGCUGCUCCCGGAUCUGCCGGAGGGCGCAAUUUUCGGCUCGGGCACGGUCCUAGAUACGAUGCGGUUGCGCGUGGAGCUCGGGCACCGGCUAGGCGUGCACGCGUCGGACGUCCACGUCAAUGUCUUAGGAGAGCACGGCGACAGCCAGUUCUCGGCCUACUCCGUGGGCAACAUCGGCGGGCGACCCUUGCUCGAGUUCCCGGGCGUCAAGGCGAUCAACCUCGAGAAGCUGGAAUAUGAUGUCGGCCACAAGGCCUACGAGAUCAUCAACCGCAAGAAGUACACGGCCUACGGCGUGGCCAACGCGACGGCGACGAUCGUCCGACGCCCAGUGCACAAGUCAAAUUUCGGCGCUUCUCGACUCACCGGUUGAUUUGCGCACAGGUCGACGCGAUCCUCUUCGAUAGAAAAGCAGUGCUACCAGUCUCGGUCAAGGACCCGACGCGCGAGUGCUUCCUCUCGAUCCCGACCGUCGUCGGCGUCCAGGGCGCCGAGACCGUUCUAGAAAUUAGACCCCACCUCAACUACGCCGAGGCCCAGAAGUACGACGCGACGGCCGACACUCUAGAACACAUGUGUGCGCAGCUGCCGCCGGUCGGGCCCAUGACGCGGACGGAUGCGCUCGACGCCGGCGCGGCGCGCAAGGAAGCCUACGACCCCUAAGUAUAUACAAAA
This is a messenger RNA of Pelagomonas calceolata, 1167 nucleotides long. Lineage: Eukaryota; Pelagophyceae; Pelagomonadales; Pelagomonadaceae. The record is from the annotation of a GenBank genome assembly.